Molecule: messenger RNA, 1699 nt
Organism: Mytilus californianus (California mussel)
Lineage: Eukaryota; Metazoa; Mollusca; Bivalvia; Mytilida; Mytilidae
Product: carboxypeptidase N subunit 2-like
Exons: 13
Coding region: 180-1220 (346 amino acids)
Cellular component (GO): plasma membrane
Molecular function (GO): protein binding
Source: RefSeq, a predicted model, not a curated record
UAAACAUGUGUUACAUACUUGCAGCAUUCAUGCGUUUAUAUUGAACAUUCCAUCUUUACCAACGUGUUAUUGACGAAAUCUUCCUACAAGUGUUCGGUUGUGUGAUCAGAUUUCUCCAGUUGUGGUCGUUAUUAUAAUAUAAAUCAAGGUAAACGAGCAAAACGAACACAUCUAAUAAAAUGUUGAUGUCAGUUGCAGUUAUGUUGUUUAUAAGCCUGUUGAAAGGGGAUUUAGUUAAUGGAUGUCCUUCGUCUUGCUCAUGUUAUGAUACAAUAGUUGAUUGUUCCCGAAGGAAUUUUGAUGAAAUACCGCAUACAGAUAUUUCUUCAACUACAACAAUUUUAUAUUUAAACGGAAACAAGUUAGUUACUUUACCGGAAGGUCUGUUUUCUAGCAACACAAAUCUUGAAAGAUUAGAUUUAGACACUAACACGUUGGUAACUUUACCAGAAGGUCUGUUUUCUAACAACACUAAACUUAAAACAUUAUAUUUAGGCCAGAACAAGUUAGUUACUUUACCAGAAGGUCUGUUUUCUAGCAACACAAAUCUGGAAGAAUUAUAUUUAUACGAAAACAAGUUAGUAACUUUACCUGAAGGUCUGUUUUCUAGCAACACAAAACUUGAAAGAUUAGAUUUAUACACUAACACGUUGGUAACUUUACCAGAAGGUCUGUUUUCUAACAACACUAAACUUAAAACAUUAUAUUUAGGCCAGAACAAGUUAGUUACUUUACCAGAAGGUCUGUUUUUUAGCAACACAAAUCUGGAAGAAUUGUAUAUGAGGAGAAACCAAUUCAAUUGCUGCCUCAUGAUUGAUUUUAAAGAAUGGGCAUCAAAUCAAACAAACCUUGUUUACCGAGGAACAUGUACUGGUUUAAAUACCACCAUAGAUAUUCUCGAUUUUAACAUGACAGGCUGCAUAAUUCCAGGAUGGAGCCUUUGGUUCAACUCUUCAUGUUCUGUUACUUGUGGAGAUGGUGUCAUAAUGAAAACCAGAACAUGUGACAAUCCCCCACCGUCUGACGAUGGACUGAAAUGUGUUGGUUCCAGAACUGAAACAUCACUUUGCAACUUAGAAAAAUGUCCAGAAUCAUGCCGUCACUCAAAGAAAGGAUCUAACAACAAAUCAGUAGAUAAUUUGGACAAUAAACCAGGAAAAAAACUGCGUAAAUUGAAAGCCAUGAACCAAAAAAGAAUGGACAAGUUUAAUUGGAAAUAAUGAAAAAAAGUGGAUCGAUUUCAUUCUUAUUUAAAACUGAGGGACAAUUCUAACAUGGUCUGAAUUUUAUUAUCAUUAUUGUGGGAAAAGUCAUUCUUUGCUUUCGUUUGAAAUUUUAACUUUUGAUAUCUUAGAUACAAUCUGUGUGGUUUAUUUUCUCUCGAGUGCAAACUUACUAAGUCUUACUUGUAUGUUGUAAUCUUGAAUUCAGUUAUUCGGUUAUGAAUUUUAUUGGACCACCUAUUGUAGCAUUGCAUCUGUUUAUUAAUGAUAUGUAUGACAUUAAAUUUGUAAAAGUGUGUGAGAAUAAACGUUUUGUUAUAUCGUUUGAUGAUAUUUUGUGGGAUAUACAUUAGCUACAUGUUACAUUUUUUUGGUGAUAUUUUGUGGGAAUAUUCAUUGGUAUUUUCAACUUGUAUUUGAAUAAUUGAUAUUAAUAAUGUGAUUUGUUUCUCAAUAAAUGCGGGUAUAUAAUUUAA